CGGCUGUGCAAGCCUCGCAUUUUGGGGGGUCGAAGAGGUUUCUUCGUAGCAUGAGUGGGUGGUCUUGCUUCCUUCCCAUCAUAAACUCGUCCCCAAGGGCAGGUCGUCAGAGUUUCCGUUUGGUUUCCCAACGCGACUACAUAAACCCGUAAGAUGAGCUACUUGAAUGGAAAGAGCUAUGAACCCCCGACCCUGUCACAUAUGGAGGAAGAGGCGAUACUCCAGUUUAUGACCGACACCGGAGCCCCGUGGAUGACGGCUCUCAAGUUCUUAUCUGCGGAAGAGUUUAAAGUUCCAACAGCUGUAGCUAGGUGGAAAAAGUGCAAAGAUUUUCUUAGAUCGGAAGGCAUUUCGGAUGUACCAGAACCGACGGCUUCCUUGAUGCAUUAUCUUACCGUCCCUCUGUUCUAUCUGCCUUCGACGUGUGAUCGACGUGGGGCGACGUUGCUUAUUUUCAAUGCUCGGUAUUGGGUGGCCGAUGAAGCAGGAACGCGAAGGAUGUUAAAGUUGUUGCACUAUAUGUGUGACAAGGCAGCCUCAGCAGAAAGGACUCGCAGAUGUGGGAUAACUCUGAUAUCAAAUCUGGAUGGCAUUGACCGACGCUAUCAGGCGGUAGAAGUUCAUCGAUGGAUAAUGGAAAAGUUAGAGUAUUAUCUUCCUGUGACCUUGCAACAAGUUCUAAUAUGCAAAGCCCCAUGGUGGGCUCGGGUAUUCCCAUAUGCUUGGCGGCCUGGCGCUUGUGACUGUGGACCGCUCUCUGCUGAGAUGCACAUAUGCUCCGAUUUGUUGCUCUACAUUGAACCAUCCCAGCUUCCCAGGGAACUUGGCGGCGAGCUCUUGUACAAGCACAAGGAAUGGAUUACGGAUCAAUUACGUGUCGAACAGUGUGGAAACGAGGACGUUCUGGUCGAGGUUGAUUUGGGUGCCAUGGAAGCCCGUGUAUUUGGCUCAAAUCCACCUUCACCAUCGGACUCUUCCCAAUCGUCGACGAGUCGUGCUAAAUAUAAAGGCAUUCACCUCGGCUCACCCGUCCCGACUCCGCGAUAUAAAGAGAACGGUGAUGGUUAUUUUCCGGAUAUGUGUGCCUCUCCAACUAGCAUUGAGGUAGACAUGAUUGAUAUUGACGAAAUUCCUCUCGAAUCAUUACCUCUACCGUCCGACGAUCUUAGGUCUCUCGACGGUAAAGCCGAUGAUGGAGAGAUGUCCACAGAUGCAGCCCUGCGCGUCCAAGGUGACGUUUUACCGCAGACCCUCCCAGCAAAGUCAUUGGCGCCCCCCCAGCACCAUGUUCCACUUGUUCUGACGGAUUGCUCGCGAGUGUCUCACAUUGCGCCGAUUGCACCUGCCGUCGAAAGUCAUGCAAAGUGACGGCAUCUUGUACAUUGUACGUGUACAUAUGACGGUGAAUCAUUUUCCAUCUUUCUAUGUAAAUAAGGAUAAAAGUGGAACGGAAUAUCUCCGUACAGCAUACACAGCAA
Molecule: messenger RNA, 1478 nt
Organism: Spizellomyces punctatus DAOM BR117
Lineage: Eukaryota; Fungi; Chytridiomycota; Chytridiomycetes; Spizellomycetales; Spizellomycetaceae
Exons: 8
Coding region: 154-1368 (404 amino acids)
Cellular component (GO): membrane
Molecular function (GO): phosphatidylinositol bisphosphate binding
Source: RefSeq, a predicted model, not a curated record